Cololabis saira (Pacific saury) is the source of this 2563-nucleotide messenger RNA. RefSeq names its product ring finger protein 139 (gene rnf139). Lineage: Eukaryota; Metazoa; Chordata; Actinopteri; Beloniformes; Belonidae. The transcript has 6 exons. Gene Ontology annotation, biological process: ERAD pathway. The record is from RefSeq and is a predicted model, not a curated record. The coding region runs from base 339 to 2462 and encodes 707 amino acids. Gene Ontology annotation, cellular component: endoplasmic reticulum; endomembrane system. Gene Ontology annotation, molecular function: ubiquitin protein ligase activity; zinc ion binding.
UUCACCUAGCAACUCUCCCCGCGGCCCGACCCGGCAGGAAUGGCCGCUUUAAACACCUUUUGGUCCAUUUCCUGAUCCCGUUGCGGCGCACAAUCCGAUGGAGUUUCCCUGCCGGCGGCUGCACAGGCCUGGACGGGAGCGGGAGUAGCCGCAUUCAGGAGAAAAACGAGACGCAACAGGAGGGUGAAGUGGCUGAAACAUGGCGCUCCGCACAUAAACCGAGCUGAACCGAGUCAGGACGAGCGGCUGCUUGACUUAUCUCCAGGCGACAUGGGCUCCCGGGGCUGACCGCGACCCCCCGGGCCCUCCCUGCCUCCCUCGGUCCCCCCUGAAGCCGCAUGGCGACCACCCAAGCCCGGGUGGGCCAGCAGGCCCUGGCGCUGCUGGACGUGGCGCUGCGAGUUCCCUGUAUCUUUAUUAUUGACGCCAUUUUCAACUCUUACUACGACCCGGGGUUAGGAUGGGCCGGAACUACGGCCAGAGUGCUGCUCAGAGUCAUCGGUGUCCUUAUCUCCACCGUGGUGCUGCUGCUCUCCCAGAAAGCCUUGUUCAAGUUCUACACCCUGUUCUUCGCCGUCCUCCUCGGCAUGGCGGCGGUCCUCAUCAACUACUACGCCACGUCGCACAUCGACUUCUACAACACGUAUUACAAAGCAGCGCUGGGGCUCAGGUUGCUCCCCAGGAACGGGCCCACGCUGUGGCUGGGCAUGGCCAUGCUGCAGCUCUUCUUCGGCGUCGGUUACGUCUUCCUGCUCAAUCUGCAGUCUGUGUUUGCCGCGCUGGUGGUGUUAGACAUCAUGAUCCCUCUGUGGGGGAUGAUGGUGGAGCUUCCGGCCGACGUCAGGCAGCUGGUAGCCGUUUUCUCAGGCCUGAUGCUGGCGCUCAACACGCUCGUUUGUCUGGCCAUGAGGCUCAAAUGGUUCUACUACUCGUGCCGGUACGUCUACCUGCUGGUGCGGCACAUGUACAGGAUCUACGGGCUUCAGCUGCUGCUGGAGGACACGUGGAAGAGAAUCCGCUUCCCCGACGUGCUGCGAGUGUUCUGGCUGACCCGGAUCACCGCCCAGGCCUUGAUUCUGGUCUACGUGGUGCAGGCAGUGAGGAGGGAGAGUGACGACACCACAGGAGGAGCAGCCGAUGGGAGCUCUGAUGCACAGGGUUACCUGCUGAGCUGGGAUGUUUUCUGGGACCUCACAAGUAACCUGAUUAUCUCUGGCUGUGAUUCCACUCUCACCGUGUUGGGGAUGAGCGCCGUCAUCUCCUCGGUGGCACAUUAUCUCGGCCUCAGCAUCCUGGCUUUUAUAGGUUCGACAGAAGAGGAGGACAAGCGUUUGGGCUUCGUGGCUCCGGUUCUGUUCUUUAUCCUGGCUCUGCAGACGGGUCUCAGCAGCCUGGAUCCAGAGGAACGCUUGGUCCGUCUGAGCCGAAACAUGUGCCUUCUGCUGACGGCCAUCCUGCACUUUAUCCACGGCAUGACGGACCCCGUCCUGAUGUCGCUCAGCGCGUCCCACGUCUCCUCCUUCCGCCGCCACUUCCCCGUGCUGCUGGUGUCGCUGGCUCUGUUCGUGCUGCCCGUGGCGCUCAGCUACGCCCUGUGGCAUCACUACGCCCUCAACACCUGGCUGUUCGCCGUCACCGCCUUCUGCGUCGAGCUCUGCCUGAAGGUGCUGGUGUCCCUGACGGUCUACGGCCUCUUCAUGGCCGACGGCUUCUCCAACAUCCUGUGGGAGAAGCUGGACGACUACGUCUACUACGUCCGCUCCACCGGCAACAUCAUCGAGUUCCUGUUCGGCGUCAUCAUGUUCGGCAACGGCGCCUACACCAUGAUGUUCGAGUCGGGCAGCAAGAUCCGCGCCUGCAUGAUGUGCCUGCACGCCUACUUCAACAUCUACCUGCAGGCCAAGAACGGCUGGAAGACCUUCAUCAACCGCCGCACGGCCGUCAAGAAGAUCAACUCGCUGCCGGAGGUGCGCGGGGACCAGCUGGGCGACAUCGAGGACGUGUGCGCCAUCUGCUACCAGGAGUUCGCCAGCUCGGCGCGCAUCACGCCGUGCCACCACUACUUCCACGCGCUGUGCCUGCGGAAGUGGCUGUACAUCCAGGACACGUGCCCCAUGUGCCACCAGCGGGUUUACAUCGAGGACGAGGGCCGGGACAGAGCCGCCUUUUCCAACAACAACGGCGGCUACGCAGCGCCGCAGGACGCCGCUGACGCCGCGGAGCCCGCGGAGCCCGGGGAAAACCCGCACGAACAGCCGGGCGACGAGCCGCCGGCCGACGGGGCGGCGGCCGGGGCGGCGGGGGCUCACGCCGCGGCGGCGGGGCCGGCGGAGAUCAACAACGACCUGCUGGAGGACAAUGACAGCAUAGAAUACGACGAGGACGAGUGGGGGACUCAGAACGGCAGCACAACAGUAGAAGAAGACUAUAUCAAUGAUGACACAGACUCUACCGAGGACUGAUGACAGAAGAUCUACAGAGAAAAUAGACAUAUAUCUUUAUUAAAUUUAAGUUAAAAAUAAUUAUAAAGCAACUUCAGCAUCUUAAUUUUUUUUUUUUUUUU